GGUAUGUUUUGUCAACCUGCAAGCAUAAGCAAAGCGCACAAAUCGUGAGCAACACAAUGGAAAAAUAACAACGGCAUGAUACAAAACCAAUGGCAGAACAGAACCAUUAGAAGUUACUGCUCAAUUAAUGGAUUCUAACAACAAUCACAAGGAGCCAUGGGAUUGGCAUGGAGAGGAUUAUUGUCUGCAGAAUACAAUCCCGAAUUUCGAUAUUUCGGAGGAGCUGUGGAAUGAUGUGCCUCAAAAUGGAGAAGAUCUUUCCUACAUGUUUGAUGCUGAAACAACUCCGAUUAAGGCUUGCGGUGAUUUGGCAUAUAGUGUCAAUAAUGCAGAUUCAAAUUCAAGAUAUAUUCAAAAGGAACAACUAGAGGAUGGUAGGGAGACUUCUCAAGUUAAGAGGCGGCGGAUGCUACAAUUCGACAGCCAAGAGAGUGACAAUUAUCUUUCCAACAAUGAUUUAGAAGAUGUUAAAAUCGCCAUUGGUUCUUUGAUCUUUGUUGAAAAGCUUACACUCAAAGUGAAAACUGCUGUUAAGAAAGAAAGGGACAAACUUGAUGCAGUUCUGGUGUUUCCAUCAAUUCCUGAAGUGAUGAGGUUGAACAAAUUGAGAUCUUCCAGCCUGUUGCAGCUUGGACAAUCAAAGAGUCAUUUUUUCCAUAUUUUCAAGAAGAAGAAUGCUUCUUCUGUAGGAUUUGCUGAUAGCAUAAUGAAGCUUAAUUUCUUCAAGAUGAUUAGUGAUUCUUUUGUUCCUGCAUUGAAAAGGAUUGAACAACUUGCAAGCAACAGUGGAUUCCAGUUUGGUAACCAAGCAAAGUUAACAGAGUUAUGUAACAUCACACCAUCGCAUGAACAACAUGAACGAAAUGUGGUUCCACCGAAUGUCAUUGGAGUCUCUAAAAAUGUUGUCUUCGAAGGUAAGAAAUCUUUUAUAAGGACACCGACAAAGCUGGCUUCUACUGUGGCAUAUCCAUUUGCUUUCAUUAAACCAGGUGGUGCCCAUGGAGAUGUUACUCUGAAGAAAAUCAAUCAGCGCAUUCUGACCCCUCCUUCAAAAUCAAUCCAAAGCUGUGAUCAAAACCGAAACCGCUUUUGGAAUCUUCAAUAUUUUUACUGCAGUAACACAAAGCAAUUGGCAAGUGUUAAAAUCCAGAAAAUUCCCAAAUUGGAAUAG
This is a messenger RNA of Lathyrus oleraceus (garden pea), 1171 nucleotides long. RefSeq names its product protein XRI1. Gene Ontology annotation, biological process: female meiotic nuclear division; male meiotic nuclear division. Gene Ontology annotation, molecular function: magnesium chelatase activity. The transcript has 4 exons. NCBI's taxonomy places the organism in Eukaryota, Viridiplantae, Streptophyta, Magnoliopsida, Fabales, Fabaceae. The record is from RefSeq and is a predicted model, not a curated record. Bases 128 to 1171 code for a protein of 347 amino acids.